Molecule: messenger RNA, 1717 nt
Organism: Mobula hypostoma (lesser devil ray)
Lineage: Eukaryota; Metazoa; Chordata; Chondrichthyes; Myliobatiformes; Myliobatidae
Product: deoxynucleoside kinase
Exons: 7
Coding region: 145-939 (264 amino acids)
Biological process (GO): nucleobase-containing compound metabolic process
Cellular component (GO): cytoplasm
Molecular function (GO): deoxynucleoside kinase activity; ATP binding
Source: RefSeq, a predicted model, not a curated record
UUUUUUUUUUGGCGGAAGAUGCUUGAUUCGAGAGCCCCGACAGGAAAAGGCGUUACAAAUGCUAGGGCACUCUGAUCAGAUCCCGCCACUUUCAAACGUCUCUAGUGCCGGCCGAGAGAAGUUGCAGAAUCGUCCAGAAGGAGAAUGGCUACACCACCAAAAAGAAUGUGCAUCAGUCCUCUUUUCAAUGAUAGCUUUGAAAAGAGAGCUAAAAAAAUUUCAAUCGAGGGGAAUAUUGCUGCAGGGAAAUCUACUUUUGUUCGGAUUUUGGAACGAAGCAGUGAUGAGUGGGAAGUUGUUCCCGAACCUAUUGCGAAAUGGUGUAACGUACAAACCACUGAAAAUGAAUACCAGGAACUUACAACAUCCCAAAAGAGUGGUGGCAAUCUCCUCCAGAUGCUCUAUGACAAACCAAGUAGAUGGGCAUACACAUUUCAAACUUACGCUUGUCUGAGUAGAGUUCGGGCACAGCUUAAGCCUUUGUCUUCCAAAAUUCAGGAAGCAGAACAUCCUAUACAGUUCUUUGAAAGAUCUGUAUACAGUGACAGGUAUGUAUUUGCCUCAUCGUUGUUUGAAUCUGGAAACCUUAAUGAAACUGAAUGGUCCAUUUACCAAGAUUGGCAUGCUUGGAUAUUGAACCAAUUUGGUUCAGAAAUCGAAUUGGAUGCCAUAAUCUACCUACGAGCAACUCCCGAAAAAUGUAUGGAGCGACUUCAUCUAAGAGGCCGUGAGGAGGAACAAGGAAUUGAGUUAGAGUAUCUAGAGAAAUUAGAUUAUAAGCAUGAAUCAUGGCUUCAUAACCGAACAAUGAAGGUUGACUUUGAAUACUUGAAGGAGAUUCCUAUUUUGGUGCUAGAUGUUAAUGAAGAUUUUAAGGAUGACAAGAUUAAACAAGAGGACAUUUUAGAAAAGGUGAAGGCAUUCUUGCAGUCAUUAUAGCAGAAGGAAAUUGAUAACAAACUUGAAUGUUUUGCACUGACUUUUAUCUGUUGUAUGAACUUGGGAGUAAAUAACUUGGAUUUGAGAAAUAAGUUUUAUCUGAAAAACGCUUAGCAUUGUUGGACUGGAUGCAGGUUGCCCCUAAUAUAGCAUGCACCAAAUUUGGUAUUCAGUCCAACAUUCUCUACGCAAGCAAUUGUAAAUCUUUCACACAAACUGCAUUGCCAAAUCACUUUUAUGAAAACUGUUAAUUGUUUCUUUCAUGACCAGCACUUAUUCCUUGAUUUCAUAGCUGACUUCAUCAUUUAUUUAUAAUUCAAUUGACACCAGUCAUUUUUUUCCCUUUUAAGACGUAUAGACUGUCAUUUUAAAGUCAUUACAAUGAGAAAAUGUACAGUCGACGUUGCAGGCCGAGACCCUAGCUCUUCCUUCAGUUAGUCCUGACGAAGGGUCUUGGCCUGAAACGUCGACUGUACCUCUUCCUAGAGAUGCUGCCUGGCCUGCUGCGUUCACCAAGCAACUUUGAAUUUCAAGCAUCUGCAGAAUUCCUCGUGUUUACAAUGAGAAAAUACUUUUUUUGUAUUUUUUGUGUUUUAUUAUGAUUUUUCUGUACCUUUGGAAAGUGUUUUGGUGGCAUUUGGCCAUGUGCUUGUUACAGCUAUAUUCUACAUAUUCCUUUGAAAAUGGAAAUUACUAUGGGAACAAGUAUUAAAUAGCAAAGCACCUCUGAUAGACUGAGCUUCAUGUAAUGUGCAACUAAUAAAUCAUUUAUUAGAGA